AUGAGCCACCGCACUUUGGAUAUCUCUAGCAUUUCAGCCAAGGACUUGAAGUUGAAGAAAGUGAGUUGUUUCUCCAACAAGAUGGGCUUGUAUGCCACCGUUUCUAUUAACGGUUCCAGCAACUCCUCUGAGCAAAAGACACCGAUUGACAAAAACGGAGGCAGCAAUCCAAUAUGGAACUCUCCCAUGAAGUUCAUCAUCAACGAUGUUCCUGCAGCCCAGCAGACCAUUGUGGUGAAGCUCAAGGCCAAGAGGAUCAUCCGAGACAAAGUUAUUGGCCGAGUCCGUGUGCCCAUGAAGGAACUGUUGGAUAAUUAUGGUGAUUCAAAGGGUGAAAAUCAUAUCAGCUAUACUGUUGUUACCCCCAGUGGGAAGGCCAAAGGGGUACUGGACCUUCGGUUGAAGUUUGGGGAGCUGGUAAAUUAUCCAACUGGACCUGGUCAUGGGGUUGUGGAUGUAUAUCAACACCCACCUACACCUGCUUAUGGCGGGUACCCACCACCUGCACCUGCUUAUGGCGGCGGAUACCCGCCUGCUCUGGCUUAUGGUGGUGGGUACCCGCCUGCACCGGCUUAUGGGGGAGCUUAUGUUCCUGCACCUGGAUAUGGUCCUUAUAGUUAUAUGCCAUACACUGCUCCGGCUGCACCGGUGCAGCAGCCACAUCAACGUGUCAUUCCUGGCCUUGUGGCGGCCGGGGUUGAAGCGGUGAUCUUUGGUGCAGUCAAGGGCUUAGUCACCGAUACUUUUUUUGGUGAUGGUAAUGGUUUCAAUUUUUGA
Quercus robur (English oak) is the source of this 777-nucleotide messenger RNA. Its product is annotated as protein SRC2-like. The record is from RefSeq and is a predicted model, not a curated record. The coding region runs from base 1 to 777 and encodes 258 amino acids. Lineage: Eukaryota; Viridiplantae; Streptophyta; Magnoliopsida; Fagales; Fagaceae. The transcript has a single exon. Gene Ontology annotation, biological process: defense response.